Messenger RNA from Pocillopora meandrina, 1148 nucleotides. The record is from the annotation of a GenBank genome assembly. Lineage: Eukaryota; Metazoa; Cnidaria; Anthozoa; Scleractinia; Pocilloporidae.
AAACUAUGGUGUCUUCUAAAGCAUUUUUCGUUUCAUUCCUGGUUUCUUGCGUUCUUCUCUCGGUUUACUGUCAAAAAGCUGAGGAACAGGGGCUUCCCGGCAUUCGCUGGGGGAGACAUUUUCAAGAGGAUGACCUCACUCAAAGAGGUGGAGAAGGAAAGCUUUGGAGAGUAAUGGAGCAAAAAAGAAACCAUCAUUAUCGAUUAAACGGUAAGACAUGCAAAGAUGUAAAAGGAGAUGUAAAAAAGCAGCACUUUUAGUCUUUACCCUUGAAUUUGAUCAAUUUGUAUUUGUUUAACCGAGUAAAACCUGAUAAUUUCACUUUUAUUGUACAGUUUUCAUAUCAAAAAUAAAAAUUUUUUCAUAUAAAAAAUAGAAAAUUAAGUUAAUAUUGUCAAUAAAGGUUCCCGUUUAAAUUUUUUUAUAUUGCAUAGAGAUAGGUUAGUGAUGUUCCUGAGGCUACAAAAAUGAGUGGAAUGUCAAUGCUGCCCUAAGAAUUUUUAACUGGAGGGCCUCAGUGUGGUUAGCUGUCGACCCUUACGAAAGUAACGGAAGCUCUCACAUCUAAUUACCUUUUAUAUCUGGAUAACAUAUGACUCACCUCGCGAAUGAGGGCUAAUUUGUUUUUUAUAGCCGCCAUUUUGAAAAAAAUUACGCGUCCGAGGUCUGGUACGAGAAGAGGGCGGGUUAGGAAAAAAGAAGCCAGCGAAAAUAGUUCUUAUUCAUAAAAAAAAAUGAUAAUAAUAAAAUGAAAUUGUGAUAAUAGGAAGAGGAAUCCCUUUUCUAGAAUCAAAUGUCUUAAGAUAUGCUAAAAUACGUCUUUUCAUUUCAACAGAUGGAGGCCAAAAGCAAGAAUCGUAGGAACAGUAAAAAAAUCCUCAAUUAAAAACCUUCGUGAACAAAAGGGAUCCCUGUCUGUUAAAUACAUGAUACUUCAUCAACUGAGAGUUCAUGACUUUUAAAGAAAUACUAGAAUCAGUUCUGUGUUUGGAGAGCACAUCAAGUCGUGUGGUAAAUGAGUUCUCCGUACAUGCCACGUCAGUGAUUAACUUCUAAUGUAAAUGUAGGCUUAUCUUUGCUGUUAUCCCGGCCUAUGAUAUUCGGAUAUUGUCAUAAGUCACUGAAUAAAUUGCUGCCUUUGAUCCCGA